Molecule: messenger RNA, 3100 nt
Organism: Rhineura floridana
Lineage: Eukaryota; Metazoa; Chordata; Lepidosauria; Squamata; Rhineuridae
Exons: 2
Coding region: 782-1489 (235 amino acids)
Source: RefSeq, a predicted model, not a curated record
CUCCGUUGGCGGCUUUGGCAUUCGUUCGGAGAUUUUUCAUUGCUUGUGAUUCCUUUGCCUCUCAUUUUCCUUUUCGAGCCUUUACUUACUAUUAUCGGAUCUUCAACGAUCAGCUGGGCGUCGGGAGUCCGCCUACGCGCCUGUGGCGGCGGGCGGCAAUCCGGCUUCCUUAUUUCCUGGUUUAGUUCCCUUUAGUGUUAUUGCCUUUUAAGUUUCAGUUACGAGGGUUUGAGUUGUUUGUUUGUUUGUUCCUGUUUUAGUUUGUGUGUCUUAAAUUAAUUCUGCCUUUGCUUUAGUUAACGUUGAGAUAUUUGCCCCCCCCUCCAGUUAUUCUUGUUGUGUAAUUCCAUUUAGAUUGUUAAUCCUUUUGGUUACUUUGGUAGUUACCUAAUUAAUUUUAGAGCAAAGGUUUAAAGAUAUAAUAAGUAUUGUUUCUGUUAAUUUAACAACUAAGGUAUUCCAUUACUUUAAAAUUCAUUUACUAGUCGUUAUUUAUUCCGUUUAUUAGUGUUAAAAAUAUAAAUUACCCCCCCUUCCCACUUCCCUUUACCUUCAAUCCUUUUUCCACUUUCCCUUUGUAUAUAAUAAAUAAAUAAAUGUAUAAGUAAAUAAGUAAAUAAAUAAAAUAUAUAAAUAACCAAAGAGGUUGGGUUAAUUUAUUAGUUGUAGUGUUAUAGGCACUUGGUGUAUGCUAAUUAUUAUUAUAAUUUGUUGACUCCAUAAUUAGAUUAUAAUAGCAUUUUGGUCUUUUGUAUAAUAGUUGUUUAUUGUUACUUACAAAAUGCCUCCCAGGAAGGCUCAGCGGAAAAAAGGGGUGCGGGUGGUCAAGCAAACUACAAAGCGCCCUCUACCACAGGAGAACCUGUCUUCUGACAAAGAGGAGGAUUUUGGGACCAUCCGUGCCUUGGUGGCUAGGGUGGAGGCGUUGGAAAAGGAACGCAGACGUCCCCUGGAUGCUGAGACUGGCACAAGUACCGCUCCAGCAGGUAAGAAAUCUGCACGAUUGGCUUCCAAAAAGCCUAAAAAUCGUAUUCUUGCUGAUUUAGUUUCUAGAAUCGGGGUUCUGGAAGCUGUGGUACCCAGUGAGGAGCCAGCAAUCCGUACGCAUACUGCGUGUUUACCAGCUGAUCAAGCACCUAUUUUUGCUGUCACACCUUCAGUUCUGUCAGCUGCUGGGCAUAUGCGAAGUCAGCAGCCAGUUCCGCAUGAUGCUGCAGCGUUUACUCCAAUGGUUUCUGGGUUUGCAGCACCUUCUGUGAUUGCCUCUCCUUCGGCGUAUACAGGUUUGACAAACAUCCCAAUUCCCGUCAGGAUCGUCUUGUGUGGCCACUCAGUUGUGUUUUGGGCUCAUCGGAGGGCAUCCUCGUUUGUUUAUGGAACACAGCUGCAGCUUUCUGCCACAGCUAUGAUUCAGUGGGAAGCCCGGAGGGGCAUGUUAUGGGAUGCGUUGCUGCCUGCUGUGUGCCAGACAGGCCGCACAUAUUGUUAAUUCAUUUGGGUGAAAAUGAUUUGGUGCAGCGUCCUGGGUUGGAUUUGCUGCUAAAAGUUACGCGUGAUCUCACAUGGCUUAUUAGAUCAUAUCCCCAUCUUCUGCUUGUAUGGUCUGAAAUGCUUGUUAGAAGGGUUUGGAGGGGUGCUGUUCACCCCAAUAAGAUAGAUAGAGCUAGGAAAUGGGUCAAUAGGAAGGUUAGGGAUUUAGUUUUGUCUCUUGGUGGGGCAGUUAUUUCUCAUGAUAGGAUUAGGUUCCAUGCCCCACAUCUAUUUCGAGAUGAUGGUGUUCAUCUUUCUGAGCAAGGGUGUGACCUGUUUUUGGAGAAUCUUAUGGGGGGAUUAAGGGGAUUGUUAUCCUCAUUGGGUGGAGGGGACCAAGCUUAAGCUGAUCCCCUCUUGUGGCAUAGAAUUCAGGCAGGUGAGGUAUAUGGGGGUUAAAAUUAGGUGGUUAAGGCAUCAUGAAAAAGGGGCACUUCCUAGGGAACCAUCAGGGCUUUGUGUCCGGUGGGGAUCUGUGUUGUGUCCUUGUGGGACCGGCUUGCGCAUCAUGGUGAACGCCUGUACGGCGGGGCCAUGGUGUGGGGGUUGGAACCACACAGCUGGCUCCAGGAGCAAGGAGGGAGGAAUUCACCCACAUCCUUGACUAUGGAGUCAUGUGAUGAUGAGAAGUGAUGCCUUAAGAAGGUGAGGGUGUAAUCCCUCGUUGUUAGGUUUAGCCUCACCUGCCCGAAAAGAUAUAGAUUUGAAUAAUUGGCUGUAUUGCAUUGGAUUUAGGAUGUUAUAUUUUAAUAAAUAUAACAUUAUACCAGUUUGGUGUCAUGAGUCUUCUUUGUGUGGGGGCAAUGUCGUUCCUAAUUAGGGGCGUAUUUGCCCCCACCAUAAUUACAGGGAAGACUUGGGAACAUUCUCGAAUCAAGUGCUAGGAGCCACGUGAGAUCAAUCAUCCUAUCAGGGAGGACGCUGAGCAGCAGAUAUAAGGCUGCUCUGUUCUUCCCGCGCUUGCCUUUUUCGCCUCGCGGCACCCACCCUCCCUCCCUUGUCAGUAUGGGCUUUGCUGGUCGCCUGAAUGGGGCCGAGUAGGAAUUUUUUGGGGGGGAUCCUGAUUUCAGAAUCCCUUUGGUUUUGCCUACUCCAUACUGCUUGGGUUUAAUUCAAUUGGCUUCUCGGUUGGGUGGGACGCGUCUGCUUUGGCUGGCAUAGAAUUCAGGCAGGUGAGGUAUAUGGGGGUUAAAAUUAGGUGGUUAAGGCAUCAUGAAAAAGGGGCACUUCCUAGGGAACCAUCAGGGCUUUGUGUCCGGUGGGGAUCUGUGUUGUGUCCUUGUGGGACCGGCUUGCGCAUCAUGGUGAACGCCUGUACGGCGGGGCCAUGGUGUGGGGGUUGGAACCACACAGCUGGCUCCAGGAGCAAGGAGGGAGGAAUUCACCCACGUCCUUGACUAUGGAGUCACGUGAUGAUGAGAAGUGAUGCCUUAAGAAGGUGAGGGUGUAAUCCCUCGUUGUUAGGUUUAGCCUCACCUGCCCGAAAAGAUAUAGAUUUGAAUAAUUGGCUGUAUUGCAUUGGAUUUAGGAUGUUAUAUUUUAAUAAAUAUAACAUUAUACCAGUUUGGUG